AUGGCUGAUGACACCAGUGUUCCAGAGGAUUCCUCUAUUGCCUUCAUUGUUAAGUCUUCUACCGAUGCCAGGUUUCCCAUGACCCUCCCGUUGUCAACUCCCAUCUCAGAGCUCAAGCAGAAGCUCUCGAGCUCUGAAUAUGCUGAUACUCCGGUUGAACGUCAGCGUCUUAUAUACUCGGGGCGGGUUCUCAAAGACAACGAGACUCUAGAAACUUACAAGGUCAAGGAGGGACACACCAUUCAUUUGGUGAAAAGCGCCGCAAGCAACCAACGUGCGACCCCAACUACGCAGGCUAGCUCGACAACGCCAUCGGCUGCUGCCACUCCGAGUCAGCCUGCUUCGGGCGUCCCUGCCAAUCUCGCCGCUGGCACUGGUAACAACCCUCUCGCUGGUUUAACUGGCGCCAGAUAUGCUGGAUUUGCUCAGCUUCCUGGUGCGGGUCUCUUUGGACCUGAUGGCGGAAUGGGCCCUCCUCCAGACGCCGAUGCCAUGUUGAACAUGUUGGACAACCCUCAAUUCCAAUCCUCACUCAAUGAGGCUCUACAGAAUCCCGCAGUGAUCGACAUGAUGAUGCAACAAAAUCCUCAGAUGCGGGAGAUGGGACCAGGCAUGCGACAGAUGCUGCAGAGCCCCGAGUUCCGCCGUAUGUUAACCGAUCCUAACCAAAUUCGCCAGAUGUUGCAAAUGCAGCGGGCAUUGGGAUUGGGUGCAGGGGGCAUGGGUGAAAGUGCUUUCCCAGCACCAGGUGUAACCAACACGACACUCGAAGGUCAGAAUGCUCAGCAGCCCAGCGCACAGGAAACCCCCUUCGGCCAACUGCCGGCGAACCCGUUUGCUUCGCUUUUUAAUGUGAACCCUGGAGCUGCCCAGACUGGAGGUACUCAAGAUAGCAGCACUACAACCUCCGAGGGACAAGGAAACGCCACUGCUCAGAGUCCAUUGUUUUCUCUUCUUGGUGGUCUCAAUGGUAAUCAGGCCCAGGGCCAGGCUACGAACCCGUUUCAGAGUUCUCUUAUGCGUAACCCAGAGUUGAUGGCACAAAUGAUGCAGGCCAUGGGUGGGGGUGCGGAGGGCGGCGCUGCUGGAACAAACCCAAUGGCGUCUUUGUUUGGUGGUGGUCGUUUUGGAUCUCCACAGCCGCCAGCUGAUACUCGACCACCAGAGGAGAGAUAUGCCGACCAACUUCGCCAAUUGAACGACAUGGGCUUUUACGAAUUCGAACGCAACAUUGAAGCCCUGCGGCGAAGUGGUGGGAGUGUGCAGGGAGCUGUGGAGUAUCUACUGACCCACUAA
Penicillium taxi is the source of this 1296-nucleotide messenger RNA. RefSeq names its product ubiquitin domain-containing protein DSK2. Bases 1 to 1296 code for a protein of 431 amino acids. Gene Ontology annotation, biological process: ubiquitin-dependent protein catabolic process. Gene Ontology annotation, molecular function: polyubiquitin modification-dependent protein binding. Gene Ontology annotation, cellular component: cytosol. The record is from RefSeq and is a predicted model, not a curated record. Lineage: Eukaryota; Fungi; Ascomycota; Eurotiomycetes; Eurotiales; Aspergillaceae. The transcript is spliced from 2 exons.